Molecule: messenger RNA, 1919 nt
Organism: Neltuma alba
Lineage: Eukaryota; Viridiplantae; Streptophyta; Magnoliopsida; Fabales; Fabaceae
Product: pentatricopeptide repeat-containing protein At1g60770
Exons: 2
Coding region: 81-1553 (490 amino acids)
Cellular component (GO): mitochondrion
Molecular function (GO): protein binding
Source: RefSeq, a predicted model, not a curated record
UACUACUAGGGUUUGGGGUUCUGCUGAAUGCUGAUGGAAAUAUUUCAAUCUAGGAGAGAGGGAAACACAAGGAGGAAGAAAUGGCUAUGAUGCAACUGCAUGGGCGCACGAAGAGCGUUGUGAAGCGCUCAAAGAAGUACUUGGAGGAAGCACUUUACCAGAGACUCUUCAAAGAAGGCGGAUCUGAGGCGAGUGUCCGGCAGCAGCUGAAUCAGUUCAUCAAGAGUGGCAAGCGCGUUUACAAAUGGGAGGUCGGAGAUACCCUCAAGAAGCUUCGUUCUCGCAAACUCUACGGUCCUGCUCUCAAGUUAUCAGAAACCAUGGGUAAGAGGAAUAUGAUCAAGACUGUCAGUGACCAUGCUAUACAUUUAGAUCUGCUUGCAAAAGCUCGGGGUGUCACAGCUGCUGAAAAUUAUUUCAUUGAUCUUCCUGAAUCGGCAAAAAAUCACCUUUGUUAUGGUGCCCUUUUGAACUGUUACUGCAAAGAAUUGAUGACUGAGAAAGCUGAGGGACUUAUGGAGAAGAUGAAGGAGCUCAAUCUUCCUAUAACCUCCAUGCCUUACAACAGCCUUAUGACUCUUUACUCAAAAGUUGGGCAACCAGAGAAGAUCCCAACCAUUAUACAAGAAAUGAAGGCAAGCAAUGUCAUGCUGGAUUCUUACACAUACAAUGUCUGGAUUAGAGCCCUUGCUGCCAUGAAUGACAUAUAUGGUGUCGAUAGGGUUAUUGAUGAGAUGAAGAGGGAUGGUCGAGUCACCGGAGAUUGGACGACAUACAGUAAUUUAGCAUCAAUUUAUGUUGAUGCUGGCUUGUUUGAGAAGGCUGAAUCAGCACUCAAGGAAGUGGAGAAGAAAAGUGCUUGCAAGGAUCUUACUGCUUACCAGUUUCUAUUGACCUUAUAUGGGCGAAUUGGAAAAGUGCUUGAGGUCUAUAGGGUCUGGCGUUCUUUGAGGGUGGCAUUUCCUAAAACUGCAAACAUUAGCUAUCUGAACAUGAUCCACACAUUGGUCAACUUGAAUGAUCUUCCAGGAGCAGAAAAAUGUUUUCGGGAGUGGGAAUCUGGGUGCUCUAGUUAUGAUAUCCGGAUUGUAAAUGCUUUGCUAAGAGGAUAUGCCAAACAAGAUUUGAUAGAGAAGGCUGAAGAGCUUAAAGAGAGGGCUCGGAAGCGAGGGGCAAAGCCAAAUGCUAAAACCUGGGAGAUCUUUCUGGACUACCACUUGAGAAGAGGAGACUUCAAGCUUGCAGUGGACUGCAUAGCUAAAGCUGUAUCUAUUGGUAGAGGAAACGGUGAGAAGUGGACCCCGCCAUCUGAAAUUGUUGAUACUAUGAUGAGGCAUUUUGAGCUAGAGAAGGAUGUUGAUGGUGCCGAAGGUUUUAUAGGGAUCCUGAAGAGUUCUGUGGAUUCCCUAGGUGCUGAAGUGUUUGAAUCUCUUAUUAGAACUUAUGCAGCCGCUGGUAAAACCAGCUCUGUAAUGCGCCGACGAUUGAAGAUGGAAGAGGUGGACUUGAGUGAAGACAGUAAGAAGUUGCUUGAGGCAAUAAGCGUGGAUUAAUUCAUGCUUGGGAACUCCCCUGGAAGUUAGAAUUGCGAUGGAGGAAAAUAUCAGAUCCAGUGGUCUGUCUGCGAUGUUUACUUUGGUAAUAAAAUCAGAAAAUUUGCUGAAAAAUAUUGUCACACAUACAGUCCACCAUGAAGGGCCCUCUUUUUUUGAUUGUUCAUUAAAGUGUCCCAUUGUUCUACAGCCACAUUCGUUUACUACUAUUACUUAAGGAUUGCUCCAAUUUUAGAGCGAGGCUGCUAGAACUGGCCCUGUAUUUGAAGUCCCAAAAAGGUUAGUCCAUGGGAGCCUGACCAAGUUUUUUUGUGAUAAUGGUUUCAGUAUGUUAUGGAUUUAGCAUAUGUGCUGGUUGAAGUCGAA